This is a messenger RNA of Columba livia (rock pigeon), 6645 nucleotides long. RefSeq names its product SPT7 like, STAGA complex subunit gamma (gene SUPT7L). Bases 464 to 1702 code for a protein of 412 amino acids. Gene Ontology annotation, cellular component: SAGA complex. The transcript has 5 exons. Gene Ontology annotation, molecular function: transcription coactivator activity; protein heterodimerization activity. Lineage: Eukaryota; Metazoa; Chordata; Aves; Columbiformes; Columbidae. The record is from RefSeq and is a predicted model, not a curated record.
GUCGCGUAUCUUCGGGAAAAAGCGUCACUGCCUCAGCCGCCACCAGGGAUAGCGUGAGGGGCGAGGUAGGGAGGGAGGUGACGGCGGGGUAGGAGGCAGCGGCCGUAGUCGCUUCCCCCGCCUCCCAGCGAUAAAGCCCGCUGGUGGCGGGGGAGCCUCUUCUGCUGGCGGACCUAGGCCGACUUCCGGUUCGGCGGCGCGGAGCGGCGGGGGUCGUGCGGGGAGAAGCAGCAAUGUAACCUGUGAAGGGCCGGCGCUGUGUCCUCAUGCUGCCGUGGGAGCCGCGCUGCUGGGUGAGGCGCUGAGCUGGAGCUCCCUCCGCAUUCGUAGUUCACUUCAUUCGGAGCGUCCCAGCUCCAGUUCCUGCCGCUGCCCAAGGCCCAGCGCUUUUCCCUGUGACAGAUACUACAGUAUUUGGCGGCUCCCUUCUGGGCUCUGAGGACAAUACGUGACCUGUGUAAAAAUGCUGCGAUAUUGGGGUGAGAUUCCGGUUUCAUCCAACCAGGCCAACCGCAGCUCCUUUGACUUGCUCCAGCGUGAGUUUCGCACGGUGGAAGUGCAAGAUCCACCGUUGCAUCAGCCAUCCGCAAACAAGCCCCGGCCCACCACCAUGCUGGACAUCCCCUCCGAGCCCUGCAGCCUCACCAUUCACACCAUUCAGCUCAUCCAGCACAACAGACGCCUGCGCAGCCUUAUAGCCAUGGCCCAGGCUCAAAACCAGCAGCAAGCAGAGGGCAUAAAAACUGAAGACAAUGAACCUCUGCCAUCUUGUCCGGCCUCUCCGCCUCUCCCUGAUGACCUGCUUCCUCUGGAUAGCAAAACCCCCAAAAUGCCAUUUCAACUGAGGCACAGUGACCCAGAGAGUGAUUUCUACAGAGGAAAAGGGGAGCCAGUGACUGAGCUGAGUUGGUCCUCUUGCCGGCAGCUUCUCUACCAGUCAAUGGCCACCAUCCUGGCUCACACAGGCUUUGAGUGUGCCAAUGAGAGUGUCCUGGAGACCCUGACAGACAUCGCCCACGAGUACUGCUUGAAGUUCACCAAACUGCUGCGCUUUGCUGUGGAUCGAGAAGCUCGGCUUGGGCACACCCCUUUCCCUGAUGUCAUGGAGCAGGUCUUCCAUGAGGUGGGCAUUGGCAGUGUGCUCUCGCUACAGAAGUUCUGGCAACACCGCAUUAAGGAUUAUCACAGCUACAUGCUUCAGGUUAGCAAGCAGCUUUCUGAAGAGUAUGAGAAAAUUGUCAACCCAGAAAAGGCAGCCGAAGACACAAAGCCUGUGAAGAUUAAGGAGGAACCUGUUAGUGAUAUUACUUUUCCCAUAAGUGAGGAACUGGAAGGUGAUUUGGCUUCUGGAGACCAGUCUUUGCCUGUUGGAGUCCUUGGAGCUCAAAGCGAGCGCUUCUCUGCCAAUUUGGAAGUAGAAGCUUCUCCGCAGACUUCAGGGGCUGAGGUGAAUGCUUCCCCACUCUGGAACUUGGCACAGGUGAAAAUGGAGCCGCAGGAAAAUGAGGAGGCCAAUGUACAUGGCCAUGGGGUCCUUGGCAGUGAUGUCUUUGAGGAACCGAUGUCAGGUAUGAGUGAAGCUGGGAUGCCACAGAGCCCCAAUGGCUCUGAAAGCAGCUAUGGUUCUCAUUCUCCUGACAGUCUGAUGGGAUCCUCGCCUGUCUUUAACCAGCGUUGCAAGAAGAAGCUGAAGAAGAUGUGAAAAUAGACAAGCUUCUUAUUUAAUCCUGGUGGUAUGUAAUAGACUUGAAAUGAACUAAGAGAGCACUAUGAUAGCUAUGAUUUAUGAACAGGGCUGGCCCUGGUGUAUGAGGGACUUUGCAUAAAAUUAUUAUGAGACAUUUGGUGUGUUGUUCCCUUCCCUGCCCCUCUUUGCUGGCUUCCAUACUCCAUCCUGACACAUGAGAUUGAAGUUCACCCCAUAUGUUUGAUGGUGUCUUGGCUUGCUUUGGCAGAUUAAUGAGGAAGUUACCAGUGGCAGGUAUUUGUGAGGAGAUUUGCUAAGUCCUAGAAUCGUUGAAUAAUUUGGGUUGAAGGGACGUCUUGAGGUUUCUAGUCUCUAGUCCAGCCCCCUGCUUGAAGCACAGCCAAUUACAAUCAGGUUGCUCAGGGUCUUGUCCAGUCGAGUUUUGAAUUUCUCCAAGGAUGGUGAUGCCAAACCUCUUUGGGCAUUUUCCCUGUUUGACUACCCUCAUAGUAAGAAAAAACAUGUUCUUGCAUCCAGUUGGAAUUUCCUGUGUUCCAACUUGUGUUCAUUGCCUCUGUUCUGUCAUUGUUCAUCUCUAAGAAGAGUCUACCUCUGUCUAACCUGCCCAUUAAGUGGUUGUAUACAAUGAGAUCUCUCCUUAGCCUUUUCGCUUCUGAAGUCUGAAGAAACCAAGGUACCCGAGCCUCCUCUUGUGCAUCCUGUGCUCCAGCCCCUUAACUGGCUUUGCGGCCUUCUUGCAAGGGGGAGCACAAACGUGGUUGAAAUCCUCCAGAUAUGGUCUCACAAGUGCUGAAUAGAGAAAAAAUAAUAACUUCCAUCAAUGUGCUGGCUACAGUUGUGCAAACUGUUGCAGGCAACAAGACAGUCUUAAGUCAGGAUAUUUCACUGGUUGAGGAGCUGUCGCGGGUGAUGGUAAUGAUGUUGGCCUCACAAAGAUGCUCUGUCAGCCAGCUCCUUCAGUGCCUUCGGAUGCAUCCUGUCUGUUUCCAUGGACUUAGGUAUGCUCAACUGGCUCAAGUUCUUGCUAACUUGAUCUUCCUCUGCUGUAGGUUACGCUCUGCCAGGUGACUCACUCUGCCUCAAGGCAGACAUUACCGAUGAAAACAGGCAGAAAAGGUGUAGAGCACAUCAUCCUCAAAGUACGAAGUGCAUCCUUUGUCACCAGGUUGCCUGCAUUGUUGAACAGUAAAUCCGUGUUUUGUUUUCUUUAAUCCGUGUUUUCUUUUGCUUCCAGUGUACUUAAAAAGGUCCUUCACAUUUCUUAUCAGUUUCAACUCCAGCUGAGCUUUGGCUUUCUGAACUGUCCCUGCAUGCUUAGACUGGCCCUUUGGGCCAGUCCAUCCUCACUUUCACCUCUGCAUUGUUUUUUUCUGUGUGUUUAAACUCAGUCCAGGAGUUCCGUGAUUGUCUGUGGUGGCCUUCUGUCAUGCCUGCUUUACUUUCUGCUUGUCAGAAAGGACUGUUCUUCUACUUUGAGAAAGCUGUCUUUGAAGAUAAGGCAGCACUCUUGUGCCCCUUUGGGAGGCCAGAGCAAUCCAUUGUGAGAUCCUGCCGAGAUGAUCCUUGGAUAAACCAAAAUAUGUUGUCCUAAAGGUCCAGGACUUUGUCUUGUACAUGUUUCUCAAGAUUUUAAAUGCCACAAUUCCAUGUCUGCUGCAGCCAAGACCUUCAUAUUCUCCACUAAUUCUUCCUUGUUAGUAACAAGUCCAGCAGAGCUUCUCUAAUUGGUUAUCUAGUCAGAGAAGCUGAUGUGGUUUUCCAGAGAGAAGGAAGCAGCUUUAUUGUACUGUUGGUGUAAGCCCGUGCUGGCAAUGUGAACUUUUCCUUUACUUUCAUUGGAUUCAGUGCAGCAACUUCAGGCUGUCUGAGUUUUCUUAUUCAAAGUUCUUAUCGUGACAAUGUAGUCUGAAACAGAAUCUAUUUUGCUGCUUGCUUUUAUGGCUCAAGCUGACUGAUAGCAUUUUUUUUCUGUUCUGCACAAUCCUCAGUUGAUCAACUCAGUCUUUAACUUGAUUCAGUGAGUAUCUCUCUCAAAAAAGCUAGAAUGAACAUGAAUCAAGACUGAACAGCCACUUAAACUGGCUUUAUACCCGUAAGCUGUUGGGAUGUUUGAAGGAGAUUUACCAAACCUCCCAUUUGUCCUUACAAUUGCAAGUUUAUCUUUUGAAAGAAUGAGCUUCAGGCAUAGUAUUUUUGUUUCAGUAUAACAUGUCUAGCCUUAAGUCUUUGUUCCUAACUGUAUUUCUCUUCCACUUUAUAGAAGUGGAAGCCAAAUAUAAAAUUCCUCAAUGUCUAGUAAGAAUGUAUGACCAUAGGCUUUUAUAGACAUUGGACCUAAAAGUGUCCAUUACAGUUUUAAAAGUUUCUCCUUGGGGGGUAAAUUCUAGGUAUUUGAAGCCUAGUUAGUAGUUGAACAGUGGACCUGUGUAUAAGGAGAUCCUUAUUUUGAUUCUCUCUGAGUUACCAUUAGGCAUGCUGCAAUGUCUCUGUUUUCUCAGCUGUAAAAAAGAGAAUAGUUGUGUUUGUCUCUCAAAAGUGUGUUUGAGUUUUAGUUACUAUUCAAAAGAGGCACUGUGAUCCUUCAGAAAGUUUUGUGAGAAUUGUGAACUUUUCUUCCAUUUGUGUAGGACUGUUGCUGGCUGGAGAAUCCUUAGAAUGGCCACUGAAGUGUUACUGACCUGUAUGAUACUGGUCUUAAGCUAUACUGUUUAUCACGAAGAAAUGCAGCACUGUUGUGCUGUUCAACUGCCCAGGUACUAGGAAGGCAUUUGGGGUGGUAUCUUCUCAAUCAGCUUUAGAUAUCUGCGGCUGAAUUUAUUCCUCUGAGCCCCAUUUGCAGCUGAAGAGGAAUAGUCAUUCUUAGGUCACCAUUCUUCUGGCCUUGAAGUAGAAGUAUAAAGCAGGCCAGAUGAAUGGCAUUUUAAAAAAUGACUAUUUUUCCUUUGUGUGCCCGUAAAGUGAGUUCAACUUGGCUACCUCAGCCGAAGGCUCCCACGCCAUCAAUGUCUGAGUUAAGUGACCUGAGUUUAGCUGUUCCUAUCUGGGAAUCAGAGGAGGCUUCUUCCUGCUGGGCCGGUGCUUUUUGUCUCCUACACGUUUUGUAGAUCUUACCGUUGAAAUGGUAGUACUGGGCUAAAAGCAGACUGCCUGUCUUAACCAAAACUAGCAGAUCCAGUGUUCUCCACAACACACAGAAUGUGCUGGGCUGGGGCCUCAAGACUCAUCUUGAUUUGGCUGUUGUGUCUUUGGUACUGUGUGAGAACACCUGUCAUUGGGCUUUUCUCCAUAGAUGCUUUGCCAAACUGUUAUAAUAAAGUAUUAUUGAGGCUGGGGCAACUGUGUAAAGUCCCUGGCACUCUUUUCAGGAGCUAGAAGACAGAGUGGCUGCUGCCAGCAUUGCUUGCUCAUUUGCAAGAUUUCAGGUGAGCUAAAAAUGAAAACGUGCUGUUCUCCAGGGCUUUGGUUAAAUUUCCUAAGCAUCAGUCUUAAGUGCUUUCUUUAUAUUGCUCAUGUACAGAUGUUCUGUCUUACUUUUCAUUGUGUUUUUUUUAUUUCACAUCCUUUUUCCACACGCAUUUCACCCUGUAACACACUCUGCAACAAGCCAAGCCUGACUGCUUCGAGUAUAUUUAAAUACAGUGGAAAUUCACCCUCCAUUGAUUCAGCUGUGUUGUUGCAGUGUAAGAGGGAGGUGUUACUGAUUCUCUUUGGGAUGCAUGUUUAUGCAGAGAUGAGAAGUGUUUCAGCACCGCUUGUACAUUUUAAAAUGAUGACGGAGUAAAAUCUGUGCGUCGUGUUCCCCUCAUUAUGGUAAGUGUUGCUUCUGACAUUUAUGUGCUUGACAUUUCCUUUCAUGCAUGUGGAAGCUUCACCUUCUGGGUGAGCCCUUCCCACCUGAACAUUUACCAUCCUUAGAUUUACAGUGAUGUUCAUCAUGCAUGAAAUAGUGAAGUUUCAAAUCUAGCUUACAAAGUCGGAUAUAGACAAUAUGCUUUUUUGAUGAAUCGAGUAAAAUUUUGCUAGGUGCUGUUGCAACCAGUGAGGAGUUCAUUGACCGUGUAAUCCUCAAGUUUCAAGCCACAGUUAGAUUAUGCAGUGGGUUGGGAUGAAGCUCAGUUCUUGCAGUUGUAGUUUUAUGCUGGUUGCUGGUAAAGUGCUCUGCCAACUCACCUCCUUCAGUAACAUGCGGCUUUAUUGGUUCUUUCUGCUUUCUCUCUUUUCCCAAAGGUAGGUGGUUGGCAAAUUGGAAUAUUAUUGAUCACAUCCAUGUCCAGUAGCACUGAUGUCUUUAGUGAUUUCUUUUGCCAUGAUUGAAAUUGCUGGAAACUUUGAUACCAGUUUGGAGAGCAAGAUCUGUGUAUUACUUGGCUUUUGAAGUGUUUUGCAUGGAAAUCAUGCAAGAUUAUAGUUGAGAGAGUGCUGUGUAUCAUAUUCCUUUUCCCCUCUAGCAAUACCUUUUUAUUCCUUUUGAAGAGUUUUGCCUGAUAUCCAACAAAGUUCACUAUGUAAAUGGCAGUGUAACAACUUGAGUAUAUAGUUGUAUGUUAGACUGCGCUACCUAGGGAUUUAAUUCCAAGACCAUCCAUACUAAUUUGAAUAUGCAUAAUGCUGUGCAGAAAAGGAGAUGUUUCUUGCAUAGAAAUGUACCAUUUAAAAAGAAAAAAGGAAAAUAAGAUUAAGUAGGGUAAGUGAGGCCAAUCUGAUUAUGUACUCAAUUCUGAGUCUAAUGCACAUGUUAUGUGUGAAGGAUGCUUUACUUAAAAUCUUUUUGUACAUGCAUGUGAAUGAAAUAUGUAACUUUUCUUGUGUUUAUAUGGAACAAAAUUGCUUGGAAAUGUUUCAGAGUUGUGGGUUUGCUUUUUUUUUUUUUUUCCUUGUUCUCCUAGAGAGAGUUUGUUUAUAAUUUCUAAGAAAAUUAAAAAAGUCAGAAAUAAAAA